Molecule: messenger RNA, 1217 nt
Organism: Acyrthosiphon pisum (pea aphid)
Lineage: Eukaryota; Metazoa; Arthropoda; Insecta; Hemiptera; Aphididae
Exons: 5
Coding region: 513-1217 (234 amino acids)
Source: RefSeq, a predicted model, not a curated record
UAUGAUAUUUCAUAAAAAUGUAUAAAAUUGGUACUGAAAACAAAAAUUAAACUUUAAAGUAACAGUUUAUCAAAAUCAUAAGAUAGUUAAAUUAAUUCUUAUCUCUAAAAAUGAUUCAAACAGUUAUUUUUAGUCAUAGAGCUCCCGUUUCGACGCUCAACAACACUUUACCCGUCCCAAGUCCCUAGUCGAUAUCCGAAUUAGAUAAAUAGAUAAAUACAAUUCCAACAUAACAAGACUUUUUUUUUUUUAGACACUUUAAAUGUAAUAAAGCUUCAUCACAUUUAUGUACGGGGUCAAUAAGGUUGAGAGAUAACAGCAUUGUUAUAAUUCAGCCACAUAGAAAUCAUGUGGGGGAUGCAAACAAUACCGUCCUCAUCAACAGUUUUAGAAAUGAAUUAAAACAAAGAGGAUCAACGGAAAAUAUAUUGUUAAAAGCCAUUUAUGAUGAGGAAGCAAGAAGGAAUUUGGUAGCUGCAUCUUUAUACCCCUGGUCGACUGCUGAGUCUAUUAUGCGUCUGGCCAGAAGAAAAUCAUUGCCCAGACUACCGAAUAAUUUAAGGGAACUUGCCACACUGUUUGAUGACGGGCAACUUGAAAGAUUUAGUUGUUGUGAGGCAAAUUUUUUCAGAUGUUGUGUACAAGACUCUGAUGGUAAGACAAACAUCAUAUUUGCUUGUACACAACUUAUUCAUAGUGUGUUACUGAACGAUGUAAAUGAAAUCCAUGCAGACGCCACCUUCAAAGUAAUCCCAGCUAAUAUGGGAUAUCAAUUAUUGGUUUUGCAUUGCAUGGUUCAAAAUUAUUCCAUACCUAUCAUUUACGUUCUGAUGGAGAGUAAAACAAGAAGAUCGUAUGAAUGUAUCUUUCAAUUUGUAAAAAAUAAUUUACUACCCACAUUAAGACCAAAUAUAAUUAUAACAGAUUAUGAAACUGCUUUGAGGGAUGUACUAUUAUCGGUAUUUCCUGGAGCCCAAUCUGUUAGGUGCUGGUUCCACCACAACCAAGCUGUAUGGAGAAAAGUGAAGAAACUGGGUUAUUUAAACCAUAUAAAUAAUAAUGACAGUGCUCUAAAAGCGUUAAAACUAUUAAUGUGCCUUCCAUUAUUGCUCGCUCUGAGCAUUGAAAAUGGUUUUUCAUUAAUAACAGCAUUUGCUCAAAACCAUGGAGUUCAUGUGGAAACAACUAUUUCAGUAUUACCAAAGGUAGGAAUAUAA